Cylicocyclus nassatus is the source of this 3526-nucleotide messenger RNA. The record is from the annotation of a GenBank genome assembly. NCBI's taxonomy places the organism in Eukaryota, Metazoa, Nematoda, Chromadorea, Rhabditida, Strongylidae.
GUUAAAUUUGCCAAUUUCGUCCUACGUCAGGCAUUUCGGAUUACCCAUGGGAAGAUGAGGACUUUAUUCUCCAUACUUCUGCUCGUUGCUAUCGCACCUUUAAUUUCCCAGCAGUUCUGUGCUACUGAUGGAAAUGAUCCUACGCCAACUUGGGCUCCGUCUGACUCGUGCACAACCGAUUCAUUUGCGAAUAUCAAAGUUCCUCCAGUGCUCAAUGCAUCUGCCCAGACAUAUGUCCAACGCGACUGCGGCAUUGCGGUGAUCUUGGAUUUGGAUAGGACUUAUACCUCGGUUGACGAUUUCGCUAAUGUUCGCUUUUUUAUUCGAGACACGAUCGCUGCAUGCAUGUCAAGAGGCAUUGGUUAUCGUACCUAUGUUUAUCCUAUGUUCAACUCCUCUAUCCAAACAGUUUGCUGCGCAACGGAUGUAUGUAGCCAGCAGAUUGGACUUAUGGACUACUGGGACUAUGUUGUCAAUUAUGAGACGUUGGCACCAGUCCAGAAUGAAACGCAAGAAGCCAAUUUUACAUAUUCACUCGUUGGUUUGAUGAAGCAGUUUGCACAGCCGAAAACGAAGUGCCUGUAUAAUACAAUCGUGCUGUUAACAAAUAGGAUUUUUAUAACAAAUCAAACGGUACUGGGAAAGGAUAUCUCAAAUAUCGUCAACUAUGGAUGUAUCACAUUCACAGUAGUCGCUCUUGGAAACACUGGAAUCAGUCAGGAAAUGAUGUUCGAUUACUAUUCCACUUAUACGCAACGAUUAUUCGUAGUUCCGGGCUAUAACUGCAUCACCAAUCUUGACGAUUGCAUAAGACCGUGUGGCGUAGAAGGUGCCACUGACUGUCAAAACGAGCAGCUGACAAAGUGUCCAUAUCCAACGACCACCACGACCACUACCGUCACCACCACAGAAUUGCUAACGACGACUACGACCACACCGGAUCCGAGUCUGAGCGACUACUGGCAUAUCAUCUAUCUCUUCGCACUUUCCAAUAGGACCACCAAUGACGAGUUCCAACGAGCUGUCAAAUUUAUCGCGACUCCACUACAACAUUGUGCUAAGUCAAACGACAAGGUGGCAGUGCGAUUUUUGGCGAAAAACAACGUCGACUCUGGCUGGCUGACUCGCCUUGAGCAUGUGAACAAAUUUCUUGAAACACUCAGCGCCGAUGAAGUUUUAUUGGAUGCAACCGAAACGGUAGACGUUUACGAUAACACUACGCUGAUCCUCGUCAACAAAGCAGUGAACAUCAAGGAAGGGCAAACGUCCACAGAUAAUGAACCGCGCAUCACUUUGCUCACCGAUUUCGUCUCGCAGAAUUUCGUUGCCGCCUAUGAUGAUGUAAAUGGAUCACUGCUGAAGCAGUUGCAACCAUAUUAUUUCGAGAUUAUCGCAUUCAAUACGGUGGCCGCAGAGAUGUACCAGAACCAAACUGCUAUUCCUCGAAGUCACAUUAUCCGCGAUCCCAAUUAUGGCGAUAGUCCAAAAAAUAUGAUAGAGUUGUGUCCGAAUAAAAAACCCCCAAAAGACGUUGCAACAGCAACUCCAGCGUACGCUUACAGUUCACGCUGCCGUGGAUUCGUCCGGAAAGACGGAACGCAAAAAAGGGGUGGAACGCAAAAAGAAUCAGAAAGUUCCGUCUCUACUAUCAUGUUCGUCAUCAUCGGCACCUGCGCAGGAGCUGUACUAAUUUUGAUUGUGGCGACCAUUUUGUACAGACAGAAAUACAUGUGGAUGGAGAAGUUGAAUAGAUUCCGAAAUCAUCAUAAUGACGACAAAGAAGUUGACGACGAUGAGAUAAUUGAUUACUGGGAGCUCUCGCCUGAGAAAGUGAUCAUCAAGAAUGAGCAACUGGGGCAUGGUGCAUAUGGACAAGUGUACAAAGGAAAGCUCAUUGGUCCUUCACCUGGGAUACAACGCUACUAUAAAACUGAAGCAGCUCGAUUCACGGAUUGCGAUUGCGCGGUAAAGAUGAUGCCUAAAUACGCGUCUGACAGCACUAGAAAGGAGUUCAUGCAUGAAAUUGAGCUGAUGAAAACGCUGGGAUGUCACGACAACAUCGUCUGUAUGUUGGGUUGUAUAACAGCCGCUUCAAAGACUUGUCUCGUGAUAGAGUUCUGCGCUUGUCGCGAUCUUCUACGAUACCUGAAACAAAGGAGGGUUGAGCUGGAAAUAAAUAGAUCUAUUGACGAGCAAAUCGAGUGCACAAAGGAGUUUUUGAACUUCGCAUGGCAGAUUGCGCAGGGGAUGUGCUACCUCGGACAGAAGAACAUUAUUCAUCGCGAUCUAGCGGCACGAAAUAUAUUGAUAUCAGGUACAGGAGGAAUGAAAAAUGCAAAAAUCAGUGAUUUUGGACUGUCUUUCCUGGCGUCAGGCGAUUCCUUACCUGCUCAAGGCAGGCUCCCCAUCAAGUGGCUGGCGCUUGAAUGUCUUCAGCGGGAAAUGUUUUCUGUAAAAAGCGAUGUGUGGUCUUAUGGUAUAGUGCUGUUUGAGAUGUACUCUAUGGGCGAGACACCGUAUCACGAUAUUGAGCCGACCAAUCUGAUUUCUCAUCUGGAGGCUGGCAACAGACCAAAACGACCACUGCUUGCCUCCGAUAAAGUCGCUGAGACAAUGAACCGAUGUUGGGACAAACUACCAGAGAAGCGGCCAACCUUCGAAGAGCUGUUGGUCAUCUUUGCCACAUUAUUGGAACAGUCAGCAGAGGCAUAUUGGUGCUUGUCGCUUCUAAAGACGAGACUGGAACUUUUAUCUUCGGUCUUCUCAAAGUCAAUGGAGGGACACGGGUUGUCGCCUAUAAAGGCAAAAGAACCAUACAUCACACUUACGGGACUUAGUUCCUCACCAAAUUUGAAGUCAACGGAGGGAUACGGGUACUUGUCGUUAAUAAAGACAGCAGAGACAUAUAUCGCACUUACGGAACUGAAUCCCUCAUCGCUUUUGAAGUUGCGGAGCCACAAAUUAUUCUAUACAUUCUUGUUUUCGGUGGACGACAGCAUGCGCUACAGAAGAUCCAGUUACCAUGUCGGUGUAGAUUAUGAUAAAGCGGGAAUGAGGACAGAUACUUUUCACAUCAGCCCCAACUCACUCAAUGUACCAGUUAUCGAGAUCGCUGCUAUUGCUGACGGUGACGGCACUAGCGAAAACAGCUCGCAAACGACUUGCGAUGAAAGUGGAACACAUGUCCGGAAAAGACUCGCAACUUAUUUACCAAAAAUCAUGCCCUUCUCGCGAAUCAAGAGAAUGAUGCGUCGAGGAUCUGAGCCAUACUAACAACACAUUGCAUUUAUUGUACAUAACAACAAGCAUUUUCCAGGAAUCUCACAGCUUUACCUAAUAUUAGCUCAUGUUUAUGAUUCUCCAUGGAGCAUGGUAUGCUCAAGAGGUACAUAGUUGCUCAAUUUUUGUGCGUUUGAUCUAGCAUAAUUUCUAUAAAGAACUUUAUGAAGUGCAUGCUCAUAGAACAUUAUUGCAACGUCUCAAUGAGGAAUGUCAAUUUGGAAUCGAUGUCUCUUUUUCUCAUGAC